AUGGCCGCUGUCAGCUCGCCCUCGCCGCCGACGCGGGAGCGGUCGAAUACGUUCUCGCGUCUGCUCGGUCUGCGCGCGCGGUCCUCGUCCAACGCACAGCCGCCUCCCACCGUCGUCGCGGACGAUGACUGGUACACGCCGUAUGUUGGCCCAUACAGCAUUCCCUCGCCGGUCGUCAAGCAGCCCCACACCCGCGACUCGUGGCGCCUCUCCGCGGCCUUAUCCCCAUCGCGCUCCCCAGCCGUCGGCGAACACCCGACCCACUCCCCACGGCCCUCCCCGCGCGGCUCACCGCACACGCCCAACCGCAUGAGCCUCGCCAAUCUCCUCGGCGGACUCCGCUCGCCCAAUUUAUCGCCACACCCUCCACCGCAGGGUAUCAAGGAGGAAGGAGGAGGAGGAAUGCAGUACGCGACGCGGCGCGCGAAGAGCCCGAUGACCGAGUCGUGGUACUCGGCCCUCUCGCCCCCGCCCGACAAAUCGCGCGCGAGCCCCGCGUCGAACCACACGCACCCGUACGCCGCCAGCGGGAGCGCGCAGUCCACCCCUCGCCGCGCGCCGCCUGUGCUGUCGCCCGGGCCGGGGCAGAAGGACUUUGCUUUUGCUGCGGGCUCGGGUACGGGGUAUGCCGGGCCGUAUGGGAGUGUUGGGUCGGGAAAGGGGAAGGACAAGGUCCCGGCGCACCUGCGGCCGCACCGCGCGUCGAGCGUGCUCAAGGCGCUCUCGACGCCCAACCUGCGCGCUCUCGCCGCGUCCAGCUCGGGCGUGCAUCUCGCGCCCACGACCGAAGAGCGCAUGCCGCCUUUACCUCAAACCGCACGUGAGCGUCUUCGCGAACAGGAGGAGCGAGAGAAAGGGCUGGGCAGUAGAUGGCUGAGCCCCGAGACGUGGUGCGACGCGCUGCUGUUCCCGCGCCCGAGGUUCAGGGUGCGCACAGAUAGCGAGAUGAGCAUGGAGAAGUCGACUGUUCGAACGGCGCCGCGCGCGAUGAGCCCCGCGACGGCGCUCGACUCGCCAUUGCUCCGCUCGCAGCCCUCGCGCGACGUCCUCAACUUACGAGAUCGGGACAUGGCCACAGUCACGAUCCAGAUCCAGUCUCCCCACGCCGGCCCGUCGAUGCUUCCUCAACAUCACCAGCACCCGCCCUCGGCGUUCUCGAACCUUUCCUCAAGCUCGAACGUCAAGACACUGAGCAAGAGCCGGAGCGCGCAUAAUCUGCGAGGGUCGCAGCAACAUCAACACGCGAAUGCGAAUCAGCCGCCGAAGGCUGAGCCCGUGCUCAAUAUCAGAGGACCGAACGGCCGGCCGAGGAGUUUUGCGGCGGACGAUCUGGCGCUGCCGAGCCCGGUGCCCAGUCUAGCACGAGUCAUCGAGACACAAACCUCCUUCGCCCGCGAACGCGAAGCAUGGAAAGCCCAAGCCUCCUCCGGCCUCCUCUCCAAACACACCCGCUCAAUCAGCCGCGCCCGCGCGCGCUCACUCUCCCGCGCCCACCCCUCAUCCUCAAACCUCAAAGAUGAAGUCCCACCGCCCCUACCGCGGUUCCAGACCUUGCUGCUCGGCGGGCAGACGCGCGCGGCGACGGUGCACGAAGGAUCGGAUACAACGGGCUUGAUGAGUUUUGGCAUUGGGAGCUUGAGUAGUCGGAGUGCGGGCGCGGGUGUGGGGACGGCGAGCAAGAGGAGCGCGCAUGGGCAUAGCAGUUCGGUCGGGCAUAGUGUCAGCGCGCAUGGGCAUGCGAGCGCACACGGGCACGGGCACGGGCAGGGCGAUGCGCGGGGACAUGCGAGGACAGGCAGCCUCGGACGCGCGAUUGCGCAUGGGAUGGCGUCGUGUGUUGGUGGCGAGAGCGGGAGCCCGGCGGAGUACGCGCCGCUGCGGAAUGAGGGCCUCGAACAGACGCCCGCGCUGGAGAAGACGUCCUACUUCGGCCCGGACGACAAGUCGCCGCUGUUGCAGCGCAACGCCUCCGUGCGAGUAGGCGAGAACGCGAGCGCUGCGCUCGCGCGCAUGGCGCCGGAGUACACAAGGAUGUACGCGCAGAGCAAGGACUACGCCGUCGAGCCCGCCGCUUCUUCGUCGUUCAACCUCCUGCGCACGUCGCCGGAGGUGCUGCUCGUGCCUGACCCCGCGCGGUACCCGUCCUCGCGCGAGCAGCAGACGCCGUCGCCGUCGGGCUCGCUCGGACCGGACGGCGAAGGCGUGUUCGGCAUCGCGAUCUCUACUCCGUCGAUCAGCCCGGUCGACGCCGGCCCCUCGCCGCAAGAGAGGGAAGAAUGGGACAUGCCGGACCACCCCUACGCCGGCUUUGCGCGCUCCAAGUCCUCACCUCAGCACCAUAUGCACAGGAAGAACCAGAGCGCGGGCAGCGGGAGUGAAUAUGCGGGCCCGCAUCCGAGCAGCCCGGUUGUGAACGUGCCGCGGGAUAUGGUCGUGGAUAGCGUCGUUGCGCGGCAUCGGCUGCCGCCGCAUGUGAGGCAUCCGUACGCGUUUGGGUCGAGGGAUGAGGACGGGGGUGUUCCGGUGCCUAUACUCAGUGCGCCGAAGGUCGGGAAGGGCAAGGCGAGGGCUGUCGUGGAGACGUAUGAGGAGCGGGGUGGGGAGCUGGAGGUUGAGGAGGGCAGGGACGCGCGAGGGCGCCCGUUGAGCGCUGCGCAUGCGUAUGCGCGCGCGGCGCGGGAGAGCGCCACGCCGCUUGAUUUUGGCGAGGCGGUCGUGCUUGCGCUUGCACGGCGUCGUCGGGGCAGUGUCGAUUCGGGGCUGGGGGAUAGUGUCGAGGCUGGGACGCGCGAGGACGGCGCGAGCUCGAGUAAAGGCAGCCCGGUGAUUGUCGCCGGUGCACACCCCAUCACGCCGCGCGCGAAGCCCAUGAAUGUCCCGCCCAGUCCGCUGCUCGUUGCGCCGCCUACUGCACCGCAGACGCCGCACUCGAGCACGUCCACGCACGGCAUCUUCGCGCGGACGCCUGGCGCCAAUACGCCCUCGCAGACGCCCAGUGUACCCGCGUUCUCCCCCGACUCGCAGUCUGCGCCGUCGUCGCAGAUGCUCUCCGGACUACUGGGUCGCUCGCCGGCGGAGAACUGGCUGGCCGUCGAAACGCCUCUCACGGGCCCCCCUGGCUCGCGUCGCCCUCCAUUACUCCAGAGCCCGCUCAGCCACGCGAACAGCUCGCGUUCGGCACAUACAGUCGCGAGCAGCCCGCCCGCGAGCGUCAACCCCUUUCGCCCCGACAGCCUCGUCUUCAACAUCCCCGCGUCCGAUCUGCGCGACGCGCUCGCGCAUAGCCCCGCGCCGUUCCUGGCGCUUUCGAGGGCGCAGGAUGGAGAGGGUGAAGGUGCGGAGGGCGACGAGUACGAGUGGACACCUGGGAGCGUGUACAGCGUCGAGCCGUACUCGCCCGGCGCUGAGGAUGCAUAUGCGGCGCGCGGCGACGAUGUGCUGGGUAAUGCGCCGGCUUUGGCACGUCAUGCGCUCGCUAUGGAGGGCUCGACACCCGACUCUGAUGGCGAUCUGAGGAGAUUGUUAGCACCGCACGACGCGGCCAGUCCUGGAUCGAGCAGCACGCCGAGCAACGAGCGGAGCGACAGUGUGAGCCCCGGUCAGCCGUUCGGGAGCGGCGAGGAUCUGACGCGGUACCGCGAUCUGUUCUAUCGGCCCGCGGACACGCCGCCUGCGCCGUCUGUGCACUCGCCGAGCCCGGUUCGCGCGGAAGUGGUGGCGAGUCGUUUGGAGGAUGCUGUGGGCGAUGAUGAUGAGAGCGAGCAGGAGGAAGAGGAGGAGGAGGAGGAAGGCGGCACGACGGUGUAUGUCGGCUCGCCGCGCGAUAGGAUGCACGAGUUCGGCUCGCCGCGCGCGGCCGCGACCGAUCUCAGCUCGCCGAGGAGCAUUCCGCUCGAGUUUGAUGCGGCGAGCCGGAGCAGCCGUGCGGGGAGCGGUCUGACGAACUUGACGCGGCAACUGAGCGCGGAGCUCGGCGCGCUGCAGGAGGAGAUCCGGUAUCGGCCGUCGUUCGGGACGAGUCUGUCUUCGGCGUCGGGGGACUCUGCGUCGUUGAGAGGCGAGGAUGUGACGGAGGAGCAUAGUCAGCGGUGGGGGAGCAGGCUGGGCGGGUUGUAUGGGGAGCGGCCGGCUGAGAUUGGCGGGGCGCCGCCGGGGCAGGAGCCGAGUCCUACGGCGCCGCUUAGGAUGCAUGCGUUUGCGCCGCCGAGGAUCAAUUCAGGCAUACCGGAGGAUGUGGAAGCUGAGGAGAGUGCGGGGAGCUCGCGCUCUAGCAGUCCAUUGCAGCAGUCCACGCUCUCUCACGAAGACAAUAUCCUCCGCGUUGGUGCGAUCGAGGCUGCACUUACCCCCGAGGCCGUUGAACAGUACGACCACCGCUUCUCUCGCCAUCUAUCCAUCAGCGGCGCCUCGCAGCUUGCCCACUUUUCCUCCGAACCUUCGUCUGCCGCCGCGGACAACGGGUACUCGCCCGAGCACAACAACUCCGCUCUUGAGCGUGCCGACGCCGUUGGCGACACCUUCGGCCCGCGAGCCAUUACACUGGCCACCCCCACCCAUUCGCCUGAGAUCGCGGCGCGCACCGUAUCCUCGUCGCCGGAGUCGAGCUACCUUCGGCCUUCCGGUCCGACUCCCGGUGCGCGGCCGGGCGUGCCGACGCCUGGCUCUAGUGUGUCGACGCUCAGCGUUUAUGCCAGCUCGAACGUACGCGGGCGGGACUACGGCUACUUUGCUGGUGCUGCCGAGUCGGCUGGUGGGUACACCAGUGCAGUCGAGACUCCGGGCGCGUAUGUGAGCGCACGGGAGACCCCGAACCCGUACUCCAGUUCGCGUGAGACGCCCGGUCCGUACGCCAGUGCUCUCGAUACGCCCGGCCUCUACAGCGGUCAAGCAACGCCUGGCCCGUACGUGAGCGCUCGUGAGACGCCCUUGCAACACACCUCAACUGCAGAGGACACCGACGCCGAAGGGUACUUCACUGCCGACAACACAACGGAACUUGGACAUGGCCUCGGAAACGUCGACUACUUCGCCAGCGAUGCCUACUCGACUGCUGAUGAGACGGAGAUGGGCUCGGAUGAGCUCACGCGGCGGUUCGAUAUGGUCACUGGACCGUACAGGCGCAGCGAGUCGCCGGUGUAUGUGCAGCAGAACGAGCAUCGUGUGCAGCACGAGCACGAGCCGGAGCAGGACGUCGAUUCUGGAGGCGAGACGGAGGAGAGCGUUGUGCGCCCGAUGCGCGACUUCUCCAACAGCGUGUCGCCCAGUCUGCGCCGGCUGAGCGCUAUGGGCGGCAUCUCGCCUUUGGGCGCACGCUCGAGCGUCAGCUCGGGGCUCGUCCCACCGCGAAGCGCGCAUACGGAGCGGAGUCGCUCGAGCUACCUUACCAAUGGAAGCUCCGACGUCGGAAGCCGUAUGAGCGGCUUGAGCGAUUUCCCGGUCCCGCCUGACUAUGCGUACGAUCCUCGACCCAGCCUUGAAAGCCGGCCUAGCAUCGAUGCUGACGCUGAGAGCGAGGCCGAGAGUGAUGUCGAGGCCACCAUGCAUUCGCGCUCGGCUACUGUGCGCCCACGGCGGACGUCGCGGGUACGGGAGUCGAUCAUGAAUCGGUUCUAG
Molecule: messenger RNA, 5613 nt
Organism: Peniophora sp. CBMAI 1063
Lineage: Eukaryota; Fungi; Basidiomycota; Agaricomycetes; Russulales; Peniophoraceae
Source: the annotation of a GenBank genome assembly